AUGGGAAACCACGACAUCAGCGAAGAUGCUUGUCUUGACUGGCUGAAUGCAGAGCCCUCUCAUAUGAAAGAGGAAGAGGAGAAAAAAGAGGAGCAGUGCCCCUACAUCAAAAAAGUGAAGGAGGAGCCGGAGCAUCCUCGUGUGAAAGAGGAGGGCGAUAAGCCCCCCUACAUCAAAGAGGAGGAGGAUAUCUGCAAGUUGCCAUCACCUGGUGUCCCCUUGAAAAGUGAAGAUGAAGAUCAAAGUGAUGCUAACAGAGUGGCGGAGCCUCUAAGCAGCAGAUUCAAAUACAAUGACAUCAGCAAAGAUGCUUUUCCUGAGCGGCUGGAUUCAGAUCCUUCUCAAUUUAAAGAAGAAGAGGAACAGCAGGCCCUUUACAUGAAAAAAGAGGAGGAGCCAGAGCACCCUUGCACGAAAGAUGGUGACAACACAUCAUCAACUGUUGAUGAAGAUCAGGAUGAAGAGUCUGAUGGUGAUCUGACAUCUCACACUGACAACAAACCCUGGAAAUGUUCUCGGUGUGGGAAGAUGUUUACUUGUAGGAGUGCUUUGAAAACACAUGUGAGAACCUGCACAGGUGAGAAACCUCUUGCCUGCUCAGACUAUGGCCGGAAAUUCUCUCAGAAGGGAUACUUAAGAAAGCACGUCAGAACUGACACUGGUGAGAAACCUUUUGCCUGUUCAGAUUGUGGGCGAAGAUUCUCUCUGAAGGGAAGCUUAAAAAGGCACACAAGUGUCCACACUGGUGAGAAACCCUUUGGCUGUUCAGAUUGUGGGCGAAGAUUCUCUCUGAAGGGAGACUUAAAAACGCACGUCAGAACUCACACUGGUGAAAAACCUUUUGCCUGUUCAGAUUGUGGCCUAAGAUUCUCUCAGGGGGGAAGCUUAAGAAGGCACACAAUUGUCCACACUGGUGAGAAACCCUUUGGCUGUUCAGAUUGUGGGCAAAGAUUCUCUGUGAAGGGAGACUUAAAAAUGCACGUCAGAACUCACACUGGUGAGAAACCUUUUGCCUGUUCAUAUUGUGGCCUAAGAUUCUCUCGGAAGGGAAGCUUAAGAAGGCACACAAGUGUCCACACUGGUGAGAAACCCUUUGGCUGUUCAGAUUGUGGGCGAAGAUUCUCUCUGAAGGGAGACUUAAAAAAUCACGUCAGAACUCACACUGGUGAGAAACCCUUUGGCUGUUCAGAUUGUGGGCGAAGAUUCUCUCUGAAGGGAGACUUAAAAGACGGGAAGCUUAAAUUAUCACAAAAGAACCCACACUGGUGAGGAACCGUUUGCCCAUUCAGAUUUUGCCCAAAGAUUGUCUCACAAGGGAAUCUUAAAAAUACAUGCUUCAACUCGCACUGCUGACAAACCUUUUUCCUGCUUAGCUUGUGGGUGAACAU
Molecule: messenger RNA, 1388 nt
Organism: Hippocampus comes (tiger tail seahorse)
Lineage: Eukaryota; Metazoa; Chordata; Actinopteri; Syngnathiformes; Syngnathidae
Product: zinc finger protein OZF-like
Exons: 4
Coding region: 1-1269 (422 amino acids)
Biological process (GO): regulation of transcription by RNA polymerase II
Cellular component (GO): nucleus
Molecular function (GO): DNA-binding transcription factor activity, RNA polymerase II-specific
Source: RefSeq, a predicted model, not a curated record